Molecule: messenger RNA, 2402 nt
Organism: Xiphophorus hellerii (green swordtail)
Lineage: Eukaryota; Metazoa; Chordata; Actinopteri; Cyprinodontiformes; Poeciliidae
Product: ovarian cancer G-protein coupled receptor 1-like
Biological process (GO): G protein-coupled receptor signaling pathway
Cellular component (GO): membrane
Molecular function (GO): G protein-coupled receptor activity
Source: RefSeq, a predicted model, not a curated record
AUAAUGCCACCCCUUUAAUAACUGCAUGGUUUCUCCUAUGUUAUAAACUUGUCCUUAUUGUAAAAUCUCAUUCUUCUAUUUUCUGCUUAAAUUGCUGCUGACGGAUCUGAAUUUCCCUCAGUGGGACAAUCGGUUUCUAUCCUAACAUUUAGCUCCUAAACUUUUGCCUGGCUCCAUCCUCACAUGACAGAAAUACAUUUCAUGUUGCUACAGAAAGCAAACUGUUGGACUUUUAGCUCCUAGUUCUUAUUUUCUGGUGACUUUAACCCAAGAUUUAACUAGAGCAUGUGAACCACAGUUAUAGUCAAGCAACACUCCUGUUUUGUAUACAGAUGUCUGUAGUUUCCACUCUUUGCUUAUGCAAAUAGUUGAUCAGUCUCACAUUUCUUUCUUUCUUAUCUUCUUCCUAGUUUGAGAUUAUCACAAUUCCAGAGAAUCCAGAAAGCCUUUCCCAUUACUUCAGCGUCUGCUGGUUCAGUAAAUAAGCUCUUCAGCUUCAAAACAUUAUGAUUAAAAAUGGGAAACAGCAAAAAUUAUGGAUGUUUCCUGAAAUCUUCAUCUUGUAAGCACAAGAAAAGAAAAGCAAUGUCUCCCACUCACUGUUAACGUUACAAAACUUUACUGGAUGAAGGUCUGUGACUUUUCUGAACCUUUCAGGAGGAGACCGGUCCGAUCUGAUAGCAGAUCACUCCAGGCAUCCAAACACUGCUGACAGGUUGGAGUCAUAUGCAAAUAGACUAGUGGAAAGUUCAUAGUGCCUUCUGCUGAUAUUAGUUUUAACUCGAAAGAAAAACAUUGGAGAGGCUUUCUAUAAAACAUAGUCAUGCAAAACUUCGUCUACGUCCAUGACGACCUGGGAGAUUUAGAGUAAUGCUGACCCAUUUUGGACCUAAAAUCUGUUUCCUUUUUGGUUCUGUUGUCUGUUGAAACUAUUUUAAACCCAAGCUUGCUUGUCCUGUCGUCUUAUUUGCAUUGCUGAGCGGAUCUGAGAGUUUUCCGGACACGGUUCAUUCAGGACCGGACUCUGUGGUGUCAGGAUGAACUCCACGCUCAUCUCCUGCAGCUCCAACUCCUCAGUGGAGCAGCACAUGUACCCCACAGUCUACUCUUUAUUCUUUAUCGUGGGGUUUCCAGCCAACUGCCUGUCUCUGUUUGUAGCCUGGAAGCUGGCGCUGCAGGGGAACAACAUGGCGGUCUAUCUGGUCAGCCUGUGUGUUUCGGACCUGCUCUACACGGUCACUCUGCUUGUUUGGAUCGGGAUGGCGCAGCGCUGGAACGUCUCUGAUCAACUGUGCGGUGUGAUGUAUCUCAUUAUGUACAACAGCUUCUACGUUGGCUCGGGUCUGCUCUGCUGCAUCUCUGUGGACCGCUACCUGGCCGUGGUCUACCCGCUGCACUUCCACUGGGUCAGAGAGGUCAGGGCCGCAGCUCUGCUGAGCGCUGCCGUCUGGCUCCUGGAGAUUUUUCUUCACAUUGUCUUGCUUCACCACAUGGGGGCGUUGCAGUCAUUCAACUUGUGCCACCAGCCGAUGCCACUGACUUGGAAGGACGCCGAUGUUGCCCUGGUUCGGGUGGUGCUCAGCUUCCUGUUUCCUCUGGUCGUCAUGACGAUGUGCUUCCAGCAGAUCAUGCAGUCGCUCAGACAGAGCCGUUCCGUCCUGGAAGAGCGGCGGAAAGUCAGGCUGCUGCUGCUCACAUACGUCGCCUCCUUCGUGCCCUACCAGACCGUCAUGUACUGCGGCUGGGCCCGCAGCCUCAGAGACCCGUAUCUGGUCACGGUCGCCAUGACGACCCUGAACAGCACUCUGGAUCCCAUCAUCUACUGUUUAAUUAAUGAGAGCGCCAAGAGAGAGAUUUUGAGAGCGAUAAACAGAGGGAGAAGUUUCAUCAAAAGAGCGACACGGAUCCAAGCAGUUUCCUGAAUUCCUCUUCUGCUAACCUGCAUCCAUAUUUAGUUUUAUAUCAAAUGAUCAUGUACAAAAUUAUUUAAUUUAGCAAAUAUAAGCAAUGUUGCUUUUUAAUUCCACGGUAAUUGCUUGAUACGUGGACUGAAGUCAACUGAAGGGGGUGAUUACUUUCUGUAAAGAAGGAAGUCAUUAAUGUUUGUGUAAAAUGUUUUUACAGUGCUUUCUGAAAGGAAACAAACCUUUAAAAGGAAAGUCUCCAAAAUCAUGUCUGUAUUAUUAUUAUUAUUUAUUAAUCUGCCAAAUAAAUGGGAAGUGAAUUUUAUAUUUUUGAUAGUUUUAUCUUGGUAAAUACUUAACAGUUCAGAUUCUUUAAGUGGCAGAACUGAAAAAUUAUUUACAGUUCUUUCUAUUUAUUUUCAUCUGCACCAGACUUUUUGGCAAUCUAUAAACCUUCCAUGGAGGAAUGAAUUCAUUAUUGGACUUUUGUUUAAUUAU